Molecule: messenger RNA, 1914 nt
Organism: Teleopsis dalmanni
Lineage: Eukaryota; Metazoa; Arthropoda; Insecta; Diptera; Diopsidae
Product: glycerophosphocholine phosphodiesterase GPCPD1
Exons: 1
Coding region: 1-1914 (637 amino acids)
Biological process (GO): glycerophospholipid catabolic process
Molecular function (GO): glycerophosphocholine phosphodiesterase activity; starch binding
Source: RefSeq, a predicted model, not a curated record
AUGUCAGGCCCGUUGAGUAUUGCGGAAAUGGAUGAACUCGAAAAUCGGGAAAGUGCACGAAACUAUUUAUGUAUGCCCCUAUUAAGGGUCUUUAAAGUGAAAUUCGAUAAGGCCCUAAAAGGCGAUGAACAUGUGGCGGUUGUGGGCGAUCAUAAAACUCUCGGUGAAUGGCGUAUCGAAAAAAGUCUGAAACUGAAGACUAGAAACCGUAUACGCUGGUAUUUGAAGAAAUAUAUUUGUGCUAAUGAACGUAUGCAUUAUCGGUAUUUUGUGUAUAAAACUAACAAAAACGGUAAAAAGCGCGUAAUCGCUUGGGAAGGUCAACAACAUGCGCGCGUCUUGGAGUAUUAUCAGAUUUUUAGUCAAGCUGACGGUGAUAAAUUUGGCGAGGUGUACGGUGUGGUGGAAACUGAACGUGGUUGGUUGCGGCAUGAAUACGUAAUUCAGUUUCAGUUUAUAUGGGCGCGACAUAUCAAAUUCAAUAAAAAUGCUAAAAUGAAACGACUUCGGCAAUUUGUGCUUAAAUUAAAUGUUCUCAAUGAAAACGGCAGAUUUUUACAUAGCCGACAUGCUAAAGCUGAAAUUGAGGUCGUGAAAUAUGCCUACAAGAAUGCAGAGUUCACCAAACAACCAAGUAAUGGCAUUGCGUUUAUUGAAGGUGCAGAUGUUGCUAUUUUUCGCGUUACAGAGACAAUUGAGACGAGCAGCACAUACGAGUUGAUAUUGAAGACAUUGGAUGGUGUGCCAAUUGGUAGUGCGCGAAUAACAUUGGAAGAUAUACACAGAUUUGAGGGAGUGCUUAACUUGCCUAUACACACAAUUUCCGAUGGUCAUCAAAUCGGUGUCUUAAAACUGCCUUAUUUGUUAUUGGCGCCUUUGCCGAAUGCUACGGAGUUGACUAUGCGCAGCAGUUUUCAUCACUACUGGCCACGCAAUUGGCCCAUAAUGGAUGUAGGCAAUCGCGGCAUAGGUAAAAGUUUUUUUCACUUUAAUGCACCAGUAAUGGAAAAUACUUUGAGAAGUUUUAUAUAUGCUUAUGAGUUGAAAGCAGAUAUGGCUAAAUUAGAAAUUUACUCGACCAAAGACUACAUGCCCGUUGUUUGGAAUAGCUUCGGGUUUUACACGGCUGCAGAUAAUGCUGUGAUUGAAAGUUUAUAUGACUUAGAAUAUGUUCUAUUGAGCGAGUUGAAUUUUGCAGAAUUGAGAGAACGAAGAGUGUUUAUACCCAAAGACACAUAUAUCUAUGAAUACACCGAUUUAUUGAACGAAACUAUUGAAAAUAAAAUUUUCUUAACUCUCGCUGAACUUUAUCAAAAUUUGCCACAGGACCUUGGCUUAAUUAUUGAACUGCAAUGGCCACAAGCUUUGCAAAAUGAUGAAUGUGAUUUCAUACAAAAUUUGAAUAAAAAUCAUUUUAUUGACGUCACUUUGCAGUUAACCACAUACUUCGGUUGUGGGCGUGCCCUAAUUUUUACCAGUAUGGAUGCGAAUAUCUGUGCAAUGUUACGCUAUAAGCAAACCGCCUUUCCUGUCAUGUUUAUGACAACUGGUGAAUCGACUUUGUGGCCGUCAUUUAAGGACCUCAGAACUCGUACGUUUUUUGAUGCCAUAAAUUUGGCACAGUCCGAAAAUCUUUUGGGCACAGCACCGCAUGCAGACAAUUUUGUCGGCGGCCAUGUGGACAUUAAAUCAGGAUUUGCACUGAGACAAGUCGUUUUUCUUUGGGGCGAUUGUUUGAACAGCACUGAAAAUUUGGAAACAUAUAGGACACUACAUGCAACGGGAUUGAUUUAUGAUCGUAUCGAUUUGAAUGGUCCGAAACGUAAACGGGCCAAUUUUUUUGCAGCUUCCGAGUUGAAUGAAAUAUUUAAACGUCAAUGUAUCUCAAUGGGUAGAAUUAGUAGUGAAAGAUGA